CCAACUUACACGCGAGACACUCGUUAUGUUGAACGCACACAAACAACCAAAACACCACUCGAGCAUCACACUCCUCCUCCUCCUCGUCUCAGACCGUUACCAACACCACCACCACUAAGAGCGCUCACAAACUCCAUCAAGACGCCCGUCAGCUGCGCCGGCCUGUCCAUCUGCACCAAGUGUCCCGCGCCCUCAAUCUCCCUCAGCACCACCGCCCCUUCUUCGCCGCCCAUCAUGCGCUUCAGCUCCCUCCCCCUCUCCACCGGCACCCACGAAUCCUCCGUCCCCCAUACCAGCAGCACCCGCCGUGUCCGACUCUUCCCGUUGCUCCCAUCCUCGCUUUCCCCCGUCCCAUCCUCGGCCAUCACCAUCGCCAGCGGCACCUCCCCAUACCGGCCCUCCAGCUCCGUCGUGAACCGCUCGUCCGCCUGCUGAAUCUGCCGGUAAAACGCCGCUUGGCCGUCGCCGUCGCACCACGGCUUGGCCAGCGCCUCCAGCGUCUCAGCCCGUAGGCCCGCGUGGCUCGCGCCGGAGAUGUACUCCCUCACCAGCGCGCCGUGCAGGUUCGCCGGCAGCUGCGCAAACACGCCGGCGUGCGCGCCCACGAGCCGGAAGAAGGGCGAGCCCCAGGGCGCGACCGCGACGGGAUCCACGAGCGCGAGCGCUGCGUAUCGCGCUCCGUGAAGAAGGUGCGCGCGCAGGGCCACGGCGCCGCCAAAAUCGUGCGCGAUGACGAUGGGAACCCAUUGCUGCUGCUCCUGCUGCUGCCCCUGCUGCUCUGAGCGCCAGUGCGCGAGUAGCUCUGCAAAGAGCUUACCCUGGGCGCCCAGAGAGACGUCCUGCCCAUCGUAUUUGUCCGAGCGCCCGUAACCCGGCAUGUCCCAGAGGUAGACCGUAUGUGUGGACGUGAAGGCGUCGGCGAUGUCCCGCCAUACAAAGGACGACCAGGGCGUCCCAUGAGUGAAGACAAGGGGCGGGCCGGCUCCCAAUUUGGUCCACCGGACGGUACCGUUGGAAGAUGAAUAGCGUAGUGGCAGGUCCAUGAUGAAGUGACUGACGGCCGUGAUAUUGAGCGAGGUGCAGAAAGACACCUGGGUCCGGUGCUGAGCUUGCGCAAUAUUUCCAUGUCAUCCACGCCUUGUCAAUAGCAUGCCAAGCACCCGCUAUCCCUAUCGCAAUCAUCGUACUCGGCCAGCCGUCCGCAUCACGCACCGCCACGUACUUUUUUAACACUCGAGAAGUAUCCCCCCUCCAGUUCACUGAAAUUGUCACAGUUGCGUUCACAGGGGCAAGCACACCCUGAGGGGAAGUUGAAAUAGCUAAGCAUCAAAUCAACCUGAACCUAUCCACGCGCUGCUAAGAUCCAGUUAGUGGCCACCAUUAUCCCUGACUGGGUUACGCUCGCCGCCAUGCUGAAGGACCAGGGAAAAGCUGUAUAGUGUCUGGGCGACUUGAGUACGAAGAGGUGUCAAUAUCGGCGGUGCGCCCUUCAUUUUUGUGGCUUAUACCGGCACUCCAUAAAAUUCACUAGGCCUGUGCUUGUCGAGCAGUUCGCUGCGGAUCGUCCGACUGGACUGCACACAGCAUGAAAGGCUGGCGUUCCGACUGUCAUGAGGAUGCUUGAGCGGUCCCCCCCAAAGGUACAGUUCGCUCCAUAUAUGAUCGUCAUGGUCUCUGUUGUCUAGGAUCAGAAGCCAUUCUCGAAGUUUUAGAUAGACGUUGAGAUGCGCCCUCGAAGGGUCGUUCGAACCGACGUCUCGGCAUUAUGGAUCAUCCAAGUUCGCGCGCAGGCCCUUCAUGAAAGCUUGCUUUGGUAGACGCAUCAGUCCAUUGUGUCUCAGGACUGGCUCGGCAGCGCAAAACGCACAACGGGCUGCCGGAAUCGAGGCCGUGCUUCAUGAGAGUGAGACUACCAAGAAGCUGCAGGAAGAAGCGCAGGCCCUGGAAGAACAGAGGCCCGAAGAACAUCACGCGAGGAUCUGGGGUGUGAAACCCAGCAAGGAGUGGUAUGAGCAGAACGCUACUACACUAGCUGCUGGUGUCAGUGCUGCUAGCGAAGGCGCAGGAUUCGUAGCUACCGCAGUAUCAGCGGGCGCUGCCAUGUUGAGUGGUGUUGGCGUCGCAGCAGACGUAGGCAUUGCAUUGGCUCACUACUCACUACUGAGAAGUGAAUUAUCCAGGUUGGAAGACCAAUGCGCCGAACGAGCAAUGAACACUAGCAGGAUAACAGCCGAGGCUACGCGCUUGCAGGCUACGCUUCUGAGACUAUCCUCUGAGAAAAGCAACCUGGCUCAGGUUGUCAAAAUCGUUCAGGACUCACUCUAUCACGUAUCCCAGUUACAGAUCCAGAUUCUGAACUUUAUCGACUUCAUUGACCAGAUGAAAGACAUCAUGGAAAGCAUAGCCCAAGACGGUACAGCGGUUCAUGGAAUAGCAGACAGGCAUGAGGAUACAGUAGAUCCAGAGAUCGAAAAGCUUCUCCGGGAUCGCGCCUUUGAGAUGAUGGCAAAGCUCGUCUUUGCCACCAGAGCCUCCCAAAUCUACAAAGAAGUGUCAAUUCGAUACAUAAUGCCGGAACUUGACAUUCUCCCAACAAUGCGAUUCUUUAUGUCCGGUACCGAUGACGAGAUCGAUGAUCAGUUCAAACGACUGAACGAGAGACGAGAGGAGAUAUUUCGGGGAACACUCGCACUUGUCCUGACGAUGCACAGAUCUCUGAAGGACGAUCUGAAGCUUAUCGCUGAGACCUGCGCGUCAUCUGUCGAGUUGAUCGAGGACGCGGCAAGCGAACAGAUGGGCUAG
This is a messenger RNA of Purpureocillium takamizusanense, 2802 nucleotides long. RefSeq lists its product as uncharacterized. The record is from RefSeq and is a predicted model, not a curated record. NCBI's taxonomy places the organism in Eukaryota, Fungi, Ascomycota, Sordariomycetes, Hypocreales, Ophiocordycipitaceae. The transcript is spliced from 5 exons. Bases 1798 to 2802 code for a protein of 334 amino acids.